Messenger RNA from Ectocarpus siliculosus, 2352 nucleotides. The record is from the annotation of a GenBank genome assembly. Lineage: Eukaryota; Phaeophyceae; Ectocarpales; Ectocarpaceae.
AUGGCCCUUUCACGCAGCUGGGCCGCGCUCGCAGCAGCAGUCGCGGGUGCCUGUGUUGCGGACGCGGCGAUUGUUGAUGCCGGAACUCUGACGGGUGUCACGACAGAGGCACUUGUGUUCGACGAUCGCGCGAACUUACCCUCUGGAUGCCCACCAGUCGGUUGCGUGGGCGCCAAUACGAGAGACGGCAUCACGAGCGAUGAAUCUCGUUGGUCGUGUGCACCUUCGCUCGACUCCAGCGACUCUGGGUGCACCAUCACCUACACUCUCGAAGACGAGCAGCAUCUCGAAGCUCUGAAGAUAGCACUGUACCAGGGGGACACACGGACGAGGACCAUCGACAUCUCCGUAGAUGGAAACUAUGCCCUCAGUUGGACGAGCUCGGGAACGACCUCCGACUUCGAAAGCAUUGACCUCGGUGUCGAUGGUAAGGUCGUGGAGCUGGUCGGUGAUCUGCAGGACUCGGAAUGGCUCAGCAUCCUAGAGGUGGAAAUACUGGUCGACGAUGGCGAUGACGGUAGCGAGGUCGAUGUGGUGGAGGCCGGCGAACUGGGAACAGUCACGGCUACGGCAGAUCUCUACGACGAUCGACUCGGGGACACCGUUGGCUGCGACCCCGACGGGUGCACGGCAGCGCUCACAAGGGAUGGCGACAUGUCCGAGGAUUCCAGGUGGUCAUGUGCUCCCGAGCUCGGCGGCCUCUGCAGCAUCUCUUACGACCUUGGGGCUGAGUACAGCAUCGACGAGCUUCAACUCGCGAUGUACCAGGGUGACACCAGAGUACGCACAGUAGACGUGGCCGUCGAUGGAGAUCUUGUCACGACAUGGACCAGCUCGGGAACCACGAGCGGGUUCGAGAGCGUCGACAUGUCUGGAGCAACCGGUCAAGUUGUAACUAUCACGGGCGCUGAGCUGUCUGACUCCGAGUGGUUGAGCAUCGUCGAGACGGUGAUCAUGGUGUACAACGGAGUUGCCCCACCGCCCAGCCCCACGACACCGGCCACACCUUCUCCAACCCUCCCACCCACCACAGUCCUCAACCCCUGCUUGGACAGCACAAGCGAUUCCUACGUGUGCAGCCCAACCGACGACCUCCCCACCACCCUAUACGCGGGCUAGGUGAACGAAGUUACGACAAGGAUGCAGAAUGAGGUGUCAAGACGUGCCCUCCGAGAGCGCAAUACACAUGAAAAUGAAAACUCGGAUGUCCUGAAGCAAACGUCGUCAAUUCGUACAACUGGAUAUGGGUCUUUGGACGGGACAAUGGCAAGAAAAUCAUAACCGUAAGAACAUGCCGGAGUCAUUGACCUACUGUCGCCAGCAUGUACGAGUCGGACAGUCCUUGCAGACGUUGUCUCAGAACCAACCGGCAUGAUUUCUGCAACUGGGGUUUAUCCUCGGGUAAGCAGAGCCCAGUUUCUUUGGCUUGCGGGUGAAAAAACAAAACAGGUGGCUCUCCUUCCAGUCCGAGUUGACGACUCUGCCGGUGGGAAUCUUCUCGGGUUUGGACAAUCUCCUCGACCUAGACCUGUCGUACACCGCAAUGGAGACCCUCCCCGCCGGAGUGUUCUCCGGCCUUUCUGCUCUCACCAAGCUGAUGGGAUGCCACACGGUGAAAGGCCCUCCGAGACCUCCAGAGAAAUUCACUGGAGCAGCUUGGAGGCUUUGCCCGAGGGCCUCUUCGACGGAAUGACGAGCCUACAGACCCUGACCGUGUCGUCCUCUAAGCUGACCUCUCUGCCGGCGGGGGUUUUCAUGCGGUUGACCUCCCUCCAGUCCUUGGUGCCUCUUGAGUGACCACAAUGAUGAAUUGCCCCACCGCCGCUCUGUCGCUCUUUGAAACUUCUCCAACCUCAAUUUCAACGGAAACGUCGGCAACUAUGUACGGCGGUGGCUGCUGUUUGGCGUGCAGGACCCUGUCAACCGACACAGGGCGUUUCCCGGACAUCAACUUGCAAUGUCUUCCUGCUUCGACUGCUACGGAAAUCUCCACCUACUCUCAGCCCGUAGACAUUUCCGGUUGGACCUGUGAAUGUGAGCCUGUCGAGGCUAUCAUCUGCGAGACCGGGUCAUGCCAGCCUGGAGUCGGAGGCUACACCUGCGAAUAACAGGAUCAGCACCGUGUGAGGCAACCACGAGCCCCUCUGCCGUUUCAUUCAACAAAAGAAGCCCAAGAGCGGGCACCGUCUGCUACGCCGUCGGAUGUUUAUAGAUUGUGUUGGCCCAGGGGGCCGCCAGCCGCCACAAUUCUGCAGUAGAUAGAAGAGUUGAGGACUUUUUGCAUAUCAUGCCCGUUGCUUGCAGCCGAGUUCAAUGAAAAGUUGGGGUUUUUGGCGGGGAUGGAGGAUAGAA